Molecule: messenger RNA, 477 nt
Organism: Cooperia oncophora
Lineage: Eukaryota; Metazoa; Nematoda; Chromadorea; Rhabditida; Trichostrongylidae
Source: the annotation of a GenBank genome assembly
AUGACAUUGUGUGGAAAAGACCUUAUGUCUCUGAAACGUCAAGCCGGUAGACCGUUCUCAGAAAGCACUAUACUAAGGCUUGCUAUAAGCACGCUGUAUGCCAUAAAACAGAUACAUGAAAUCGGCUAUGUUCAUCGCGACGUCAAACCGGGGAACUGCAUGAUAGGAAAAUAUGGACGGGACUCAAGAAUGAUCUACCUGAUAGACUUCGGUAUGGCCCGCUCUUUCGUGGCUAAAGACGAAAAUGGCAAACUCGCCAUUCGGAAACCACGAGAUGGUGACCAACUAUUCCGAGGCACUCCGAGAUACUGUAGUUUGAAUACUCACUACAGAAAAGAGCAGGGUCGGGUUGACGACCUGUGGUCCUGGCUUCAUAUGCUUAUCGAACUUCAUAUCGGAUUGCCUUGGAAUCGCAUAAACGAUGAAAAAACCAUUCUCGCUCAAAAAGAAAAGAUAACGCCAAAAGAGUUAAUACGG